GAGCGGGUGGGCGGGGCUGAGGAAUUGCUGCUUCCCAUUGGUUGUUUGCCGUGCCCGUCCCGCAGGGUGGGGCUGCCAUUGGUCGGCGCCGCGCCCGUCCCGUGGCGGCGGCGGCGCGCGGGGGAAGAUGUCGGGCGGCGACGCGAAGAAGCUGGUGCGCUCCCCGAGCGGGCUGCGCAUGGUGCCCGAGCACCGCGCCGCUCGCAGCCCCUUCGGCCUGGACGAGCCGCCCUGGGUGCCCGACAARGAGUGCCCAAGAUGUAUGCAGUGUGACACAAAAUUUGACUUCAUAACUAGAAAGCAUCAUUGCCGAAGGUGUGGGAAGUGUUUCUGUGACAARUGCUGCAGUAAAAAAGUGCCUCUGCCUCGCAUGUGCUUCGUGGACCCCGUGCGCCAGUGUGCCGAGUGUGCCCUGGUCUCACAGAAAGAGACAGAGUUCUACGACAAACAGCUCAAAGUGCUCAUGAAUGGUGCUACAUUCUUUGUAACUCUGGGAACAUCUGAUAAAUCUGAGCUCAUGGUUUGUCGACUUUCCAACAACCAGAGAUACCUGGUUUUGGAUGGAGACAGCCACUAUGAAAUUGAAAUUACACAGAUUUCAACUGUUCAGAUACUUACAGAGGGAUUUACUCCUGGAGAAAAAGAUAUUCACACUUACACCAGCCUUCUGGAGAGCCAGCCUGUUACUGAAGGAGGCAAUACUCGUGCCAUAGGUAUGAUUCUGCAGUACAAGGUACCUGGGUCGGAGGAGGUGAUGCAGAUGAAGUUUACUGCCAGUGAAGACAUCAGCUGUAACAAGAAGCUGUCAGCAAGCUGGCUGGCAGCUAUGCAUAAGGCAACAAAACUGCUCUAUGAGUCUCGGGACCAGUGAGAACUGCAGAUGUGGCCUCCUGAGGGCACACAGACACCAGCCUCCACAGAUCUGCCUCUCACUUUGUGCUGAUUUGACAGCUGGAAAUAUUUGCUGUUCUUGACUCUCAUUCCAGUGUGGUUCAUUAUGUAAGAACUAGCAAAUGCAAUGUGAGUAUUUUUUUGAACCAUGAGUAUUCACGGUAGUGUGCAAUAUGUAUACAGUUAAUGCUUUAAACAGCCUCACCUUUUAAGACUUUUGUAUAUUUUGUUAAGCCUUUAUUGGCACUUAAUAUGAAAGUGACCUGCACUACAGCUAAUGUACAGCACAACUUUUAUAGUAACCAUUAUAUAUACUGUUUGCUACAGGAAGCAAACAAAUGUGUAUAUCUCUUCUGCAGAGAAUAGCUUUUGGGUAUAGAUCUCAGGUUUUUCCCUUUAUCCAAAUGUUUAAAAUCAAUGUACAAAAAAAAUCUGCCUUAGAUAUGAUUUUGUAGAAAUCACGUGGGUUUUUUUAAACAUUUCAUUUUAAACAUCUUAAAUAUUUCACCAAAUAGYACCAAAUUUGACUUACAUGAACUUGACCUUGAAAUUUUCACUUCUGUAAUAAGCUUCCAGAAUAAUUUUUAGUUUUGUAUUUUCUUUUUUGGUAACUAGCUUUUGUUAAUCUAACUGUAAUGCUCUCUGAACUUGUAUACAAUUUAAUGUAAAAAUAUGAAUAAAUUAAUUCACUUAUUUAAAAAAUGAGGUGUUAUUAUAUUUUUUAAUAUACAACUUCUUUAGUGAUGGACAUCAUGGUCUYUGGACUCUUAAAACUUUGACUUUUUCUAAGGAGCACCCAAAUUUAAUUUCUAAGUUAAUUUCUCACAGUUGGAAUAGUGGGAUACUGGUGUAAGCAGUUUCCAAAAGUGGCACAUCUUCAGUGAAGCUGAUAAAAAAUGGAGCAAAGGUGGCAGCGUUGAUAGGUGGGACCUGGUAAGUUAAAUUUUUUUUUUCAUGCAGACUGACCACAGCCACAUCUGCUGUUGAGACCUCUAUGAAGAGAGUGGAGAAUGCAGCCAUGCCUUAGCAGUACUUUAUUGUGCACAUUUACAUGUUCUCUGAAUUAGUGUAUCAUAGGCUCUUGAAAUCAUCACAUUCAUGUAGCAAAUUCUUCAACAAUAAUACCCUUUCACUUUUCACCACAAUAUAUACAGUUAAUGCUGACCUGUGGUAAAAGCAAGUUACAGCACUGCAGAAAUGGAUAUAUAAAUUAUACACAGAACUUGUACAUGAAGAGUUAAUCAAAUUGCAUACUGUUAAAUGGGAGAAAAAUUACAAGAAAUAUGGCUAAAACUUAUAAUGGGAAAUUCAAAAUAUACUUUUGGUAUAUAAAAUCAUGUACAAUUAAAAUUCCAGUGAAGUGCCUGUUUGUGGGGUUGUUUUUUUUUGCUUGAAACUACCAUGUAGUGGAACAGGUUAUUGCAUAACUUGCCUUGGCAGCAGGWGUGGGCUGCCAAGAACCACAGAAACUGUCCUCAAAUAAGCUAUUGCCUUUCUUAAAUCCUUCUCUAAACCUUGUUUCUUUCUUCUCCUCGACUUGGCAUCUACACGAUCCUUUCUACAUCUAUCCAGUCCUUCAUAUUUUCUUCUAGACUGACUCAGGCAGACUUCAGGUGACACAGUAUAUAUAACCCUUACCAGACUCUUACCCUUUUCAACUAUUGCACUUUCAUCCCUGCAGACAUACAAAUCCCUUAGGCUGCUGCAACUUCAGUACUAACUGUUGUGUCCAGGCUGGACAAGCUCRGGGGAAUUAGUAGGGGAACCUUUACAUUCGUAGAGGUAACACCGGUGCUGUAGGCUGAAUAAUAAGAAAAUAAAACACCAAGUGAAAUAUUGUGUAGGGACUUCGAGAAGUGUACAAAUACUGUUGGUUUUGUUAGUUCUCUAGCUUGAUUCUAAAUGCAAAUAAUGCAAGAUGCUAGACUAGGUAAAGCUUUUGUUGGGGUUGUCCAGACUAGGAUUUAAGUGUUUAGCAUGGUGCCACCUAAAAUCCUAGCCUUCACCAAGCUUUGGUAACUACUUAAUUAUGCAUGUAACAGGUGAAGAUCUCGUGUCCUAGAACCCAAAGAGCUGAUCAGUAAUGAGAACUCAACAUUCACUGGUAUUGAACAAAAAUACCCAAAAUCCUGCCAUGGGACAGUUGCUGUGGGGGGGUUGGAGCAAACUGGACAGCGCAUCUGCACCCUGCAAAUGACACCUCUGAACAUGGAACA
Molecule: messenger RNA, 3107 nt
Organism: Malurus melanocephalus (red-backed fairy wren)
Lineage: Eukaryota; Metazoa; Chordata; Aves; Passeriformes; Maluridae
Gene: ZFYVE21
Product: zinc finger FYVE-type containing 21
Exons: 8
Coding region: 128-871 (247 amino acids)
Molecular function (GO): metal ion binding
Source: RefSeq, a predicted model, not a curated record